Messenger RNA from Periconia digitata, 2028 nucleotides. NCBI's taxonomy places the organism in Eukaryota, Fungi, Ascomycota, Dothideomycetes, Pleosporales, Periconiaceae. The record is from the annotation of a GenBank genome assembly.
CUCACCAUGGCAGCAACAGCGCCGCCCAACAAAGACCACAAGGACCACAAACUCGGAGUCCCCAAACUCGACGAGCCUCAACUGCAAGCUGGUGGAGGAAGUGCGGCUGCAACUGCAAAGGCCAGAACGGUCGAAUCUCUCACCCCUACCCUAUCCAAAUACCUCAAGACAAUCCACGACGAGGCCGACAAGAAGUACCAGCUAGCCACAAAGGAUGGUCUGACCAAGUGGUUGUCUGAAGAGCAAAAGGCACCAUUGUCGGAUGCCGAAACUCUCCAAGACGGAUCUGUGUCCCACUUCGCCAACUACUUCACUACGGGCCUCGGAAAUGUCAUGAAACCAUCGCAGCCUGUAGAUUCCGCUUUCCCAAUCUCUAAUUACUUCAUAUCCUCCAGUCACAACACCUACUUGACUGGAAACCAAUUGGCGAGCGAUUCAAGUGUGGACGCUUACAAAAAUGUCCUUCUCCGGGGCUGUCGCUGUGUCGAGAUUGAUGUGUGGGACGGAGAACCACCAUCAAGCUCAAGCUCUGAAGAUGAAGCAGCCGGUUCCAACGUCUCUAAGCCCAAGAAGGAGAAGAAGGACAAAUUGUCACUUCGUAAGAGGCUAGAACUUCGUUUUGGGAGGAAGGGCUCUCCGCCCAAAGAGGACAAGUCCAAGGAAGCGUCUUCCACAGCAAAAGAGCCAACUAAUAGCGAUCGCGUUACACCCUGGGUAUCCAAUAGCACUACAAGAGCUGAGCCACGAGUGCUUCAUGGUUUCACCCUCACCAGCGACAUGCCUUUCAGAUCAGUCUGCGAGACCAUUCGUGAUUACGCUUUCGUGUCCUCUAGCCUUCCUCUGAUUGUCAGUCUCGAAGUGCAUACCAGCCCCGAACAACAAGACAUCAUGGUGGAGAUCAUGAAGCAAUAUUGGAGCGGCAUGCUAGUAGACCUACCUCUGGACCCCUCCGAACCUGCAGAUAACAUCAAGUUGCCUACGUUGAAAGAGCUAGAGAACAAGAUUCUCGUCAAGGUUAAACGAUCUGUUCAGAAACCCGUUACAUCCAGCGCAAAACCAGCUGCACUGCAAACCCCUGGAGAACUAUCGCAAGCCAGCACCAAGGAAUCGGCUGUGUCUGACGCAACCAAUUCGGAUAGUUCGGACAAUCCCGAUAACCCCUCGGCUCCAAAACCAAAAGUGAUCGAAUCGCUAUCGAAACUAGGAGUAUAUUUUGGGGGGUAUUCUUUCAAAGGCCUCAACACUCCCGAGGCAAAUAUUCCCACCCAUAUAUUCUCAUUGUCUGAGAAGGCUCUAGUCGAAGUGCAUGAAACCAACCCUGCAGCUUUGUUCACGCACAAUAAACAUUUCUUCAUGCGCGCAUACCCCAAAGGCCUCAGACUCAACUCGUCAAAUCUCAAUCCGACUGUGUUCUGGAGACAAGGCGUCCAGAUUGUUGCUUUGAACUGGCAGCGCUGGGAUGGCGGCAUGAUGUUGAACGAAGCUAUGUUCGCAGGUACGCCGGGAUGGGUCUUGAAGCCUGAAGGGUAUCGAAGUACAAGUCCAGGAAAGACCUUGAAAGAUGCACUGCCACGUCAUAGUCUGGAUCUUAGUAUCGAGUUCUUCGCUGGUCAAAAUAUUCCCCUCCCCCCUGAGGAAGAUGACCCCAAGGAUUUCAAGCCAUACGUUAAGGUCGAGAUACACGUGGAGAAGCCAGAGGAGCGCCAAGGGGAGCCUAUCCCUGGAGGUGGCAAGAGUACCAAGGGUGAUGCGAAAAAGAAGACUAAAUCACAGAGAACUACCGAUCCCGAUUUUGGUCGUGAAACCCUGGAGUUUAAGGGUAUAGGGGGCGUUACCGAAGAGUUGACAUUUGUCAGGUUCAAGGUCAUGGAUGAUGAAAGACUUGGCGACGAUCUAGCUGCCUGGGCUUGCUUCCGCCUCGACAGAUUGCAGCCUGGAGUUCGCAUGCUACAUCUGUAUAAUUCGAAUGGUGUCAUAUCCAAGGGCGUGUUGCUGGUUCGGAUCAAAAAGACGGUCAGUAAAGCUUGA